Messenger RNA from Sturnus vulgaris (Common starling), 513 nucleotides. It is a transcript of the gene ACBD7, whose product is annotated as acyl-CoA binding domain containing 7. Lineage: Eukaryota; Metazoa; Chordata; Aves; Passeriformes; Sturnidae. Gene Ontology annotation, biological process: fatty acid metabolic process. The record is from RefSeq and is a predicted model, not a curated record. Gene Ontology annotation, molecular function: fatty-acyl-CoA binding.
CCGGAGAAGGAGCGAGGCCGUUCCCUGCGCAUCCUCGCAGCAUCAUGACUCUUCAGGCUGACUUUGAUGGUGCUGCAGAAGAUGUAAAAAAAUUAAAAACAAGACCAACUGAUGAAGAACUGAAGGAACUAUACGGACUCUACAAACAGGCUACUGUUGGAGAUAUUAAUAUUGAAUGUCCAGGAAUGCUAGAUUUGAAAGGCAAAGCCAAAUGGGAGGCCUGGAACCUGAAAAAAGGUUUAUCAAAGGAGGAUGCCAUGAAUGCCUAUAUCUCUAAAGCAAGAGCAAUGGUAGAAAAAUAUGGAAUCUAGAAUAUUCAGAAUAAUUCCCACUAAUAAUUAAACUCUUCAGUAGCUGAUGAACUCUAUUGAGAAAAAUGCAGUACUAACUCCUUUUUGUGUAGUCUCACACUAUCAUUUAAGUAUCAGCUGUUUGACUUUAAAGGGUAUUUACAUAUAUAAUCUAUUUUUAGCUUGUAUAUUAAUCUAAAUAAAUUUGAACUUAAUAAAUUAA